This is a messenger RNA of Wallemia ichthyophaga EXF-994, 2016 nucleotides long. Its product is annotated as cAMP-specific 3',5'-cyclic phosphodiesterase 4D. The transcript has 2 exons. The coding region runs from base 1 to 2016 and encodes 671 amino acids. Gene Ontology annotation, biological process: signal transduction. Lineage: Eukaryota; Fungi; Basidiomycota; Wallemiomycetes; Wallemiales; Wallemiaceae. Gene Ontology annotation, molecular function: 3',5'-cyclic-nucleotide phosphodiesterase activity. The record is from RefSeq and is a predicted model, not a curated record.
AUGAGCAAUUCAGACCGCGCGCUAUUACGGGCUACGGGCCAACAGCCUUCUGCAAGCACCACAAAGACUAUCCCAAUAUGCUUCAACACACUCAACGUUUACGAGGCUAUCGACAAUCGCAGGAAAUCUGUCGAUGUCGGUGGUCUGGCUAGAUCCAACAAAGACACAAACGAUGGCCUGGGUGAGCUUAUCGGGGAUUUGUUCAAGAAGUCUAAGCACCUAAACGAGGAGGAGGAGGAAGAAGAGCUCAAGAAGCUUGACGAGCGCUCAAAUUCUGAGGACUCUAUUGAAAUUCCCAACAAAGCUUAUCUGAUUCAUAAGCUGUCUACUUGGGCGUUUCAACCUCUCGCCCUGAAUAAAGAAGAACUCUUUCAUUGCGCUGUUAUCAUCUUGGAGUCUUCUCUUCAGUUACCGUCUUUAAGGCACCUCAAGUUAUCACAAUUCAGUUCCUUCUUGAUAGCCGUUCGCAAGUCAUACAGCGCUCCUAAUGCUUAUCACAACUACACCCACGCUAUUGACGUUUUACAAGCAACUUACUCUUUUUUGGUCAUGUUGAAGGUCGUUCCUCCGAUCGACACGCUCACCACUAAAGAACCGUGGUCAAGGUCUGAAGAUGGUCUGGCCUCAAAGCUCCUUUCAGACUGGGAUGUUCUCUCUCUACUUGUUUCUGCUAUUGGUCACGACGUCGGUCACCCCGGUUUGAAUAAUACCUUCAUGAACAAUGCUCAAACCCCGCUCUCUGAAAUCUAUCAAUCCAAGUCAGUUCUAGAGAAUAUGCAUUGCAUAUUGCUCGUACAGUUACUCAGGAAACACAAUCUCGGAUUUCUCAUUGGUGCUUCUUCAAAUUCAUCGCUCACGCCAUUUGACGUAAUCAAUAUAACAAAAAGUCAAUACGAGCCAAAGCAUGAAGAGAAUGAUGGAAAUGCAAUGAGGAGAGCUUCAGCCAAGGUUGAAUCAGAUGUAACAGCGAUGGCUACUGCAACCCCAAACUCCCCAUCGACCCCAACAACACCGACAAAUGAUGGAGUAGGCAGUCACGAUGCUAAACAGUUUCGCAACUUGAUGUCAAAGACUGUUUUGGCUACAGACAUGAGUCUGCACUUCGAUUUUAUGAAGAUGCUUUCAGAGAUGCGCGACCGUAUCUUGAAAGGCAAAGAAAGCAAUGAUACUUUAGAUAGAACUCUGCUUUUGCAAGCUCUGAUAAAAUGUGCUGAUAUCAGUAAUCCUGCUCGUCCGUACCACGUUUGCGAACAUUGGUCUAAGGCUUUACUUGAAGAAUGGGCUAAACAGGCUGCUUUAGAGACACAGCUCAGCUUGCCUGUCACUGUAUUUAGUAGUGCUGAUCCAGUCUCACAAGCUAAAUCUCAAGUUGGCUUUAUCGAUAUGUUUGUUCAGCCGCUGUUCCAGGUUUUAGUCGACUUCUUGCCAGAACUGAAUGGUGUUUUGGAACACUGUCAGAAGAACCGAUAUAGAUGGUUGAAGAGAACGGAGCAAGCAUCCCCUCCACAACCCUCACAACCUUCACCGCUGGCAAUGUCAAGAAAUGUGUCGUUUUCAAGCCAGGGUGGUGGUAUCAGUGGCAUAAGUUCACACAGAUCCUCGAUAUCAGGUGCAAAUCCUCAUCACAGGUUUGCAGGAUCUUGCUGUGCAGGGUCCUCGCCAAUGAUGAGCCCAUCACCUGAAAUCAAUCUGCAAUUCAGUCGGAGGUCGUCAUCUUCGAAGCCAAUCCCAAUACCGAGAAGAUCAUCAUCAAUCUCAACUGACGAUUCCAACAUUAUGCGUCAGACUGAGUCAAAGAUAAUAAAUGAUAUGAGUAAACCUUCUUCAACAGCACCUCCAUCGACACAAAGCGUCACAGCAUUUGAUCCUCGUUUUAGACAACUGUUCCCGCUUUCACUACCGCAAGCACUUGCAGUAUCAGCUAACAAAGAUGACGAUGACGAUAGCACAAGAGCUGGAUCGAGACAUGGUCAGUAUAGAGUUAGUUGGCCGACAUCACCUUUCUCUAGCCCGUAA